Cyanidioschyzon merolae strain 10D is the source of this 1341-nucleotide messenger RNA. RefSeq lists its product as hypothetical. The record is from RefSeq and is a predicted model, not a curated record. Lineage: Eukaryota; Rhodophyta; Bangiophyceae; Cyanidiales; Cyanidiaceae. Gene Ontology annotation, cellular component: cytoplasm. The coding region runs from base 1 to 1341 and encodes 446 amino acids. The transcript has a single exon.
AUGUUUGUCUUCGCAACAACAAGCGCUCAUCGUAGGACGUAUCAACCACUUCCUACGGGUUUUCACGGGAGCUUCCUUUGGACCCGGAACUGCGUUUUCACGACAGCACCUUUACGGCUGGCUAGCCAGCAGCUACGCCCCGAUCUCUUACGUAUUCGGGCUAGUGCUGCAGCGCCGUCGAGUCCAGCUCCGUCUCCAGCACCGGAUGCGAGCCAGGAUAACCAGGAGCGUCCUGAUUCGACCGCGUUUGUCGACCAGAGAAUUCCAGUCAGCAUCCUGACUGGUUUUCUGGGAUCCGGGAAGUCGACGCUUCUCAACCGCAUCCUGGCAAACCAGCAAGGCAAACGAUACGCGGUUAUUGAAAACGAGUUUGGUGAGGUCGGUAUCGACGAUGAGCUCGUGAAAAGCCAUAUCCUCUUAGAGGGCGGAGAUGAAAUCUUCGAAAUGAAUAACGGUUGUCUCUGCUGCACAGUUCGGAGCGACCUUGUUCGGAUUCUGCGUCGUUUGUUGACCCGGAGUACAAAGUACGAUGGAAUUCUCAUCGAGACGACGGGAAUGGCGGACCCCACGCCCGUCGUCCAGACGUUCUUUCUGGACGAAACGCUUGCCGACUUUCUGCGCCUGGACGGCGUCAUCACCGUCGUGGACGGCAAGCAUCUGGCAAUGCAUCUGGAUCCAAGACAUGGGGUACGACGGGAAACUGUCGAGCAAAUCGCCUUUGCGGAUCGUUUGCUCUUGAACAAAAUCGACCUGGUGACGCCGGCUCAACUCCGAGAAGCCGAAGAAACGCUGCGCGCACUGAAUAGGACGGCCCCAAUCAUCCGCUGCGUCCGCGCAGAGGUACCCAUUGACGAACUCCUUAACAUGCGAGCCUUUGAUCUGGAAAGAAUUACCGAGCGAGAUCCCUUUUUCCUGGCAAUGGAAAAGACCUCUUCUGAGGACGACCAUGAUCACCAUGAUCACCAUGAUCACCAUGAUCACCAUGAUGAUCACGGAGAGGCAGCACCAGUGAACGGUCAUGCUUCGCAUGUCCACGACCAUACAAUUCGCUCCGUUGGUAUCUGUGAACCUGGCGACCUCGACGUGGACCGUUUGAACGAAUGGCUCGGUGGGUUUCUCAGCGAGCGCGGCGAGGAUAUCUUUCGAAUGAAAGGGAUUUUAAGCAUCGCUGGAACGGAUCGGCGGUUCAUAUUCCAGGGCGUCCACAUGCUCUUCGAGAGUAUGGCCUCGGAACCCUGGGGAACCGAUCCUCGAAUCAAUCGAUUGGUCUUCAUUGGACGCAAUUUGGAUCGGCAAGCCAUUCAAGAGGCGUUUCGGGCCUGUCUCGUUCCUCCAAGCUGA